UAUAGAAACGGUACUUCAAUGUCUCGUUCUCCGCCAACCAGGCCGGUGCGGCCGCGCCCCACUCUGGCCCGCACGGCGCACUGACAGUGAUACUAAUUUAGUUAUAUGGCGGCAACUCCUUGGCAAGUAUCAACAGUUUUGGUGCUUCUGGCAUGGAGGACGCGGCAGCCAGGAAAGCGCGGGUGAAAGCUCUGAGGGAGGCCGCAGAGCUCAGCUGGGGAGGAGCUGGAGACUGGUGCUCGGGACGGGGAGAAUGGGGUUGAUGCCCCUGAGCAUGAACAGGGGGACCGGUUUGAAACUAUUUGCCACGAGAGGAGGAGCUCUAACGUCAGCGGGAAGUUGGGUCGAUUGUCCAAAGUUUGAAGACCCGGUGGCAAAGUCGCCAACCGUAGUAGACGACCCUGAGGUGCACCUGCGGAACACAUUUGGGAGCAUGGACCCUGCCGGGGAGGGGCGCCUCGACUGGCAGAAGAUUCAGGAGGGUCUGCGACAGUACCGGGUAGAGCUCACAGCAGAAGAGGGGCGGCGCGUGCUGGACAGACUGGAUGCUGACGCCAGCGGUCGGGUGGAGUACAUUCGGCUGCUGACAAUCUUCACGGAGGGCACGUCGGGCAGCCGCCCAAGAACGUCAAGCCCGCCACCCGGUCAGGCUACAAUCUGGCACUGUGAGACGGGCAGCGUGUACCAUCGCUGCGGUACAACCUUUUGGAGCAAGUCCGAAGUUUUCUCAGCAGUCAUACGCCCGACGCCGGGGUCCACAGGGUACUGCUCCGACCUGGACCGCUUCCAAAGUGCGCUGAAUGGUGGCAGCGGGCGGUCGCCCUCCCGCAAGCGCGCCAUCAGCGCGGGCGUGCUGCAGGAGCUGGCGACCAGCAACGACACCAUGGCGGCGGCCAAGCAGGCGGCGCGCAUCACGCGGCUCACCGGCCAGAAGCAGAGGUACAUGGAGAUGAGUCGGGCGACCGAGAACGAGCGCGCGUCGGCGGCCGCGACCGGGUCUCAGACGCUCUUUGGAGUCGACGUAGCCGCGUGA
This is a messenger RNA of Klebsormidium nitens, 1033 nucleotides long. NCBI's taxonomy places the organism in Eukaryota, Viridiplantae, Streptophyta, Klebsormidiophyceae, Klebsormidiales, Klebsormidiaceae. The record is from the annotation of a GenBank genome assembly.